AUGCAAAGGCUUUUGAAAUUUAGUGGGCAUGGCAGCAGGGCGUUGUUCCUGGCCCGGAGGUGGAACUCUAACAUAGCGAGUGGGACGGCUGGCACGUUUCAAACCACUGCUAAGCCACUGAGAUCUGUCAAGCCAACAGAAGCAGCUUUGGCACUUAACGGGAAGUUUCUGGAGUCAACAAAUGGUAACGAAAAUGGUAUCACUUCUAUGGGCUCGAUCGAUUGGUACACUUCAUGGCAUGGUCUUGGCAGUAAACCGUUUGAUGCCACUGUACAAAAAGCACUCGCGUUACCUUUGGAACCAACAGACAUAGAAAUCAAACCCGACGGGCUGAUAUAUCUCCCAGAGAUCAAGUACAGACGCAUAUUGAAUAGGGCCUUCGGAGCUGGUGGUUGGGGUCUUGUGCCCAGGUCCCAAACCAUCGUAACAUCAAAACUAGUGACACGAGAAUACGGAUUAGUAUGCCACGGCCAGUUGGUAAGCGUUUCACGUGGUGAACAGGAUUAUUUCUCGGAGACAGGAAUACCCACAGCCACAGAAGGGUGCAAGAGUAAUGCUCUAAUGAGGUGCUGCAAGGAUCUAGGUAUCGGUUCAGAGCUAUGGGAUCCUGUAUUUAUCAAGAGGUUCAAGACUGAGCACUGUGUGGAGAAAUUCGUGACACAUAUUGCAACAUCAAAAAAAAAGAAAAUAUGGAUAAGAAAGGAUAGAUCAGUUGAGUAUCCUUACAAAGCAUAA
Molecule: messenger RNA, 735 nt
Organism: Nakaseomyces glabratus
Lineage: Eukaryota; Fungi; Ascomycota; Saccharomycetes; Saccharomycetales; Saccharomycetaceae
Gene: MGM101
Product: Mgm101p
Biological process (GO): recombinational repair; interstrand cross-link repair
Cellular component (GO): mitochondrial chromosome; mitochondrial nucleoid
Molecular function (GO): single-stranded DNA binding
Source: RefSeq, a predicted model, not a curated record